AAAUUGUAGAAACUAAGCAAUCUCUCUCUGUGAUUCCACCAGUAGACCGUUGGGAAGACUAUUUUUUAACAACCCAACCUGCGUUGGGUCUUCUCCUCAACCUCUUCUUCUACCAUCUCAUCUAAGUCUCCCUCUCUUUCACCUUCUUCCAUAGCCAAAGAAGCAAAAAACACUGGCAGAAAAAAUGGCGAGCCUCCAGCUCGCCACCUUUUUAGUCCUCUUGGCUACGGCAAUAGGAUCGGUAUCAAGCCGAUUCAUUGUCGAGAGGAGCAAUAUCAGAGUGCUGUCGCCAGAGCAUAUCCGGAGCCACCACGAUGCCGCCAUCGCCAACUUCGGCGUGCCAGACUAUGGUGGAACCAUGACCGGCGUUAUCGCCUACCCCGACAAGGGGACAACAGGCUGCGAGCCCUUCAACAGUGGACCCUUCAAGUCCCGGACUAGAAGGCCAGUGUUUCUCCUCCUUGACCGUGGUGAUUGCUACUUUGCUUUGAAGGCAUGGAAUGGGCAGAAUGCUGGUGCUGCUGCUGUCCUUGUUGCCGACAACAUUGAUGAGCCUCUGAUAACCAUGGACAACCCCGAAGAGAGCCGAGACUCCGAGUAUGUCGAAAAGAUCACCAUUCCCUCUGCCCUUGUCAACCGAGCCUUCGGUGAGACCCUUAAGAAGGCCUUGGCGAAGGGGAAUGAGGAGGUCGUGGUUAAGCUGGACUGGAGAGAGUCCAUGCCUCACCCUGACAACAGGGUGGAAUAUGAGUUUUGGACUAACAGCAAUGAUGAGUGUGGCCCUCGCUGCGAAGAACAGAUGGACUUUGUUAAAAACUUCAAGGGUCAUGCUCAGCUCCUUGAGAAGGGAGGCUUCACUCAGUUUACACCUCACUACAUAACGUGGUUUUGCCCUGAGGCCUUCAUACUUAGCAAGCAAUGCAAGUCUCAGUGCAUAAACAAUGGGAGGUAUUGUGCUCCUGACCCAGAGCAAGACUUUGGUGAGGGAUAUGAUGGCAAGGAUGUUGUGAUUGAGAACUUGAGGCAGCUUUGUGUUCAUAGAGUAGCGAAUGAGAGUGGUCGGCCAUGGGUUUGGUGGGAUUUUGUGACAGAUUAUCAUGUCAGAUGUUCGAUGAAGGAGAAGAAAUAUAGCAGGGACUGUGGCGAGAAAGUUGUUAAAUCUCUUGGAUUGCCUCUGGACAAGAUUUCAAAAUGCAUGGGUGAUCCUGAAGCCGAUGCUGAGAAUGAAUUCCUCAAGAGAGAACAAGAAGUCCAGGUCGGUCGUGGCACUCGUGGAGAUGUGACCAUCUUGCCUACUCUGGUUAUAAACAAUGUUCAGUAUCGAGGAAUAUUGGAGAGAACUGCUGUUCUGAAGGCAAUAUGUGCAGGUUUUAAAGAGUCGACGGAGCCUCCUGUUUGCUUGAGUGGAGAUAUUGAGACCAAUGAGUGCCUUGAAUCCAAUGGUGGAUGUUGGCAGGACUUACGAUUAAACAUAACUUCUUGCAAGGACACUUUUAGAGGCAGGAUCUGUAAAUGUCCUACAGUCAAUGGUGUUCGGUACGAGGGUGAUGGCUACACUUCCUGUCAAGCUGUGGGACCAGGAAGGUGUACAGUGAACAAUGGAGGUUGUUGGUCAGAAACAAGGAACGGGAAAACAUUUUCCGCCUGCUCAGAAUUAGAGUUGAGAGGGUGUCGCUGUCCAUUUGGAUUUCAUGGUGAUGGUUAUAAAUGUGAAGACACUAAUGAGUGCAAGGAAAAGCUUGUAUGCAACUGUCCUGAUUGCUCCUGCAAGAACACAUGGGGAGGAUAUGACUGCAAAUGCAAGGGAAAUCUUUUGUACAUAAAAGCAGAGGACACAUGCAUUGCCAAGAAUAUGUCAAGGUUUGGUUUGCUUUUGAUGGUUUUGGUUCUAGCAUGUGUGGUUGGUGCUGGAGUAGCAGGUUACAUAUUCUACAAAUACAGGCUCAGGUCUUACAUGGAUUCUGAGAUCAUGGCUAUCAUGUCCCAGUACAUGCCAUUAGACAAUCAGCACAAUGAGAGCCAACCUCUAAGACCAGAUUCAACAGCAUAAUAAGGGAAAAGAUUUAGAUGUAAAUUCAAAUGUGAAUUAUAGAAGUUCUCUUGAGAGUGGUUUAGAUUGUGGCCACAAGUUUUCAAGAAUCAAAGUAGUCACAGAUCCUUUCCUUAUGCAUGAAAGAUUUUUCUUGUAAAAUGUCAUAUGGUUGGAAAAUUUACAAACGACACGAGAAAAACAUGCUUGAUGUAAAAUUACCAUCGUUAGAACAAAUGUGACGUAUUGCUGUUUGUCUCAUGUAAAAGUUGUGUGCAUAUGAAUAAUAGGUACUUUGUUUUGAUA
Molecule: messenger RNA, 2335 nt
Organism: Elaeis guineensis (African oil palm)
Lineage: Eukaryota; Viridiplantae; Streptophyta; Magnoliopsida; Arecales; Arecaceae
Product: vacuolar-sorting receptor 6
Molecular function (GO): calcium ion binding
Source: RefSeq, a predicted model, not a curated record